Paramecium sonneborni is the source of this 1576-nucleotide messenger RNA. NCBI's taxonomy places the organism in Eukaryota, Ciliophora, Oligohymenophorea, Peniculida, Parameciidae. The record is from the annotation of a GenBank genome assembly.
AUUCUAUUAAAAAAAUUAUGAAAAAAGAAAAUUAGAUCGACAUCUUUUGUGAAGAUGACCAGCACUUUCAUAAAGGAGAAUAAAUUAAAUACUUGAUGGUAAAAUAAGAUAAAGGCUCUAUUAAAAAAAGACUUUUUUGUGAUGAAUGUUUUUUAGGAAAAUACAGUUCUUACUAAUAAUAUUGUUGUGAUGUCUAGGAAGUAUUUGAUAUUCUUAUUAAACUUAAGUUAAUAAAUGGUAACAUUUAUGAAUCCUUCAAAAACACAAAAUUUGAUAGUAAUUGUAAAUAAGAAUAUUUCAAUUAUGCCAAAAAUCACUUUCCUUAUUUAAAAAAAGAAUUUAUUUAAAAUGUAUGGAUUUAAUAAUAUUUAGAUGAUAACUAGGGUUAGGGAAGAAAUUACAUCAAUAAUUGAUGAUCUUGAAUAAGACCUUUUGGAAUAAAGUGCUAUUUAUUGUGAGAAUAUUAAAAAUUGGACAUCAAGUGAAACUCUUCAUGAAUAUUUUAACUGUGAUGAGUUGAGAAGAAAAUUGUUAGACAUUGAAUUUGAAAGAAGUCCUUUAAAAUUUGAAGAAUUAAAUAUUUCAGCUGAAGCAUAUGUCAAGAAAAUUAAUACUUAAGGAGAAAAAGAAUAGAAAAUAUUUUAAAUAGAUGGUAUAAUUGAAAAAUAGAAAAAAUUGUAAGUCAUAAUUUUAUUCAUUAGUUUUAAUUUAGAAAGAUUUGAUAAUAAUUUUAAUGAAUUAUUAAAGACAAUUUAAACAAUGAGGGAAAGAACAUUUUCAGAAUAUACAUUUUCACAAUCCUCAUUAGCCACUCCAUAUAUUAAGAAUAUCAUUUAAAGAAUAGCACAAACACCAGAAUAAGAGGAGAAAUUCCACAAAGCUUUGAACAGAAUUUAUAGAUUUACUAAGGCUGGAUCAAAUUAUAAAACUUUAUAAUAAAUCGAUUAAUUAAAAAACAAAGAUACAUUAACAAUUAUUUAAACUAAGAAUAAAUGUAUUUUUGGGGUUUAUAAUUGUUAUGCUUAAUCAGAGAAAUCAUUUCUAUUUUAAAUGAACAAAGAAAAAAUAUUUCCAUUAAAGAGAAAUAAGUAACCUUUUCAAUUAAACUAAUAAACUGAUUUGUCAACAUGGAUUAUGAAUUUUGGAGAGGGAGAUAUCCUUAUAAAUUCAACAUUCACCUAAUGUAGUUCUAAUUUCGGGAAUGGAUUUGAUAUAGAUGGAACUGAGAUAUGGAAUAGACAAGAAUAUCUUUCAGAUUCCUUAUUUUUUGAUAUAUACGAUAUGGAAAUUUUUGAAUUUAAAACUUAAGAUUAACCUUAAGCUCCUCCAUUUGUUGUAAUUCAACCUGGACCUCCAAUUGUUGUACCUCAACCUGGACCUCCAACUGGUGUACCUGCAGCUGGACAUCCAAAUGGUGGAUUUACACCUCUUGGAUUUACACCUAUACAAGGACUUCCACAAAUGCGCCCUACAACAGUAAAUCCUAAUACAGUAAAUCCUAAUACAAAUCCUGCUAAUCAAGCAAAUCCACGAUUUACUGUUUACAACCCCAAUUAAUGAGAUAAUAAUACAAAAG